CCAUGGCAUGCAGUUGGCGGGCUGGUUGCAAGUGUCACCCCAACUGGCUCUAUGGAGUCUUGAGAGCCUACACGUCUCUUAUGCUCAUCUUUGCCCUUACAACUUCGGUGAACUCAGGUGUUCUUCAGCUGCCCAAACCUAACUUCCAAGGCACUGUCUCUUGCAAUGAUGACGGAGUAAUAGUGAAGUUUCCGGAAAACCUUGACCUUAAGAAAUGGCACGCAUCUGUGGUGGAUGCCCUUGGUCUUGAAAUACGGAACUGCAUUUACACCCUGGACCCAGAAAAGGCCAUCCUGAUUGUUCCAUAUGAAAACUGUACCAGGAGGGUGCAUAAGGAGUACCAGAUGACCAUGAGAGUUGUGGACGACCAUCUUCCUACAAGCCCUGAGCCCAUCACAUAUCAGAUCAGCUGUCCAGCUACGGAAUUAGAGGCUCCAUCCGAAUGGCUUACGGGAUCCACAAACUGCAUGGAAGAUGUCAUGUCUUUUUCCUUUCUGCUGAGUUUUCCUGGCUUCGAUGGAUGGAAUAAGACGAAAACCCUUCUGCCAGGAUGGAUCUUUACAGUUGGUGAAGAUCCUGGCCGAAAUAUGACCUUUAUAGAGGCCAUGAAACAAGGAUAUUCGGCCCUGGUUGAUAGUGGCAAACUCAUCCUUCAGGUGUUGUUCAAUGCCACUGGAGUAACUCACUAUGAGCAAGGCAAUAGUCAUCUCUAUAUGGUGUCUCUGAGCCUGCUGCACGAGAGUCCUGGAAGGAAGAUCAUCCUUUCAGCUCGAAUGAUUUGUGUCACAGAUCACGUGACUUGUAAUGCCACCCACAUGACUCUCACCAUACCAAAGUUUCCUGGGAAGUUAAAAGCUGUGAACACUGAAAGCAGGAGCAUUGAUGUGAGCCAGUUGCCGGACAAAGGGAUUGAUAGAGAAACAACAAACGGCUUGAGAUUGCAUUUCAGCAAAAAUUUACUCAAAACAAAAAUUUCUGCAAAAUGCCUCUCCUCUCAGUUCUAUUUAUCACUCAAGCUGACUUUCCACAUUUAUGGGAGGACUGUGUCCAUGGUAAUGCAUCCUGAAUGUGUCUGCGACUCUCCAGUUUUUGUAGUUACAGAUAAGCUGUGUACCAAAGAUGGAUUUAUGGAGUUCGAGGUCUACAGCCACCAAACUAAACCAGCUCUGGACUUGGAUACCCUCAGGGUGGGCGACUCAUCCUGUCAGCCUAUCUUCGAUGACAUGCUUAUAAAUAGCAACAUUGAAAGUCAUCUUCCCCCAGUGGCUUCAGUGAAGCCAGGUCCACUGGCUUUGAUCCUGCAAACUUAUCCAGAUAGCUCUUACCAGCAACCUUAUGGGGACCGCGAAUACCCUUUGGUGAAAUACCUCCGCCAACCAAUUUACAUGGAAGUAACAGUCCUGAACAGGACUGACCCCAACAUCAAACUAGUCUUAGAUGACUGUUGGGCAACUACCACCAUGGACCCAGCCUCUCUCCCCCAGUGGAAUAUUGUCGUGGAUGGCUGUGAAUAUAACUUGGAUAACUACCAAACCACUUUCCAUCAUGUUCAGUCCUCAGUGAUGAUUCCUCAUCACUAUCAGAGGUUUGAUGUGAAGACCUUUACCUUUGUCUCAGGGACCCAAGCAUUCUCUAGCCUGGUCUACUUCCACUGCAGUGUCUUGAUCUGCAACAAACUCUCUCCCGAUUCCCCUCUGUGUUCUGUGACUUGCCCUGGGUCACCUAGGAAGAGGCGAGCCACAAGCACCACGGAAGAAAAAACAUUAAGCCUCCCAGGACCCAUCCUCUUGUUAUCAGACAGCCCUUCACUUCUUGAAGAUCUUGAGGGCUGGAAAGAGCACAAGACCUCCGAAGACAUUGCUUCUAAAGCGGUGCUUGCUGUGGCUGCUUUAACGGGUGCUGUGGCGACUCUAAGCCUCAUCCUGUAUCUACGUAAGAAGAGAACCCUAACUCCUUAACUGGGUUGGAAAAAAAGUACAAGGAAAUCAAAUGUAUUUUGCAUUAAACUUCAAUGGAAUUUAAAGAUUUUUCUCCCCGCUUAUUUGAGAGUGAAUGUAGUAAGGCUUCACAAUCCUCUAGGCAGUUCUUUGCUGUGUAAACAUAAAUAAAAAGUAGCUUAUAACUGAA
This is a messenger RNA of Echinops telfairi (small Madagascar hedgehog), 2127 nucleotides long. It is a transcript of the gene ZP2, whose product is annotated as zona pellucida glycoprotein 2. NCBI's taxonomy places the organism in Eukaryota, Metazoa, Chordata, Mammalia, Afrosoricida, Tenrecidae. Gene Ontology annotation, molecular function: acrosin binding; structural constituent of egg coat. Bases 3 to 1958 code for a protein of 651 amino acids. The transcript is spliced from 17 exons. The record is from RefSeq and is a predicted model, not a curated record. Gene Ontology annotation, cellular component: egg coat. Gene Ontology annotation, biological process: prevention of polyspermy; binding of sperm to zona pellucida.